Molecule: messenger RNA, 456 nt
Organism: Eucalyptus grandis
Lineage: Eukaryota; Viridiplantae; Streptophyta; Magnoliopsida; Myrtales; Myrtaceae
Product: glycine-rich cell wall structural protein 1.0
Exons: 1
Coding region: 1-456 (151 amino acids)
Source: RefSeq, a predicted model, not a curated record
AUGGGGACGAGCGGGAUCGUCGGCGGCGGCAGCAGGAAGGCCGGUGGCGUCUCCGGUUGGGUGAAAGGAGGCGGUGAGGACAGCAGCGGAAGUGGCGGUGCCUCCGAGGCGAAGUCAGGUGGUGAUAGCCAUGGGAACAGAGGCGGUGCUUCCUGGACUGCUGGCGGCGGAGGAGAGGAGACCAGUGGCGGCGGGAAAAUGAACUCGGAGGGUGGAGACAAGAACCACGGCGGCGGCGGAGAGGCCAUUAGCACGGGGGCGGAGGGAAGCUGUUCCGGCGGGGGCGGAGACGGGACGAGCGGGGGCGGAGGCAGGGAGGGCGGCGGCAGGGAGGGCGGAGGCAGGGAGGGAGGGGGAGGGGAGGGAGGUGGCGGGGACGAGGAGGGCGGUGGAGGGGGAGGGACAAGCGGGGCGGCGACGCCGGUGCCGGUGAGGGCGGGGGCGAGGAGGGGAUAG